Molecule: messenger RNA, 426 nt
Organism: Danaus chrysippus (African queen)
Lineage: Eukaryota; Metazoa; Arthropoda; Insecta; Lepidoptera; Nymphalidae
Source: the annotation of a GenBank genome assembly
AUGAGUUUUGGACUGCCCUCAUUGAAGGUUAAACCUGAAGUAUCAACUAAUAUCACAGUUCAAGAUGGUGUAUUUGGAAUUCCUGACCCCAUGGUGGCUGGUAUUAGUGCUACAAAGAACAAGUUGGGCCAAUGCCAUCCCUUGCAAGUUUCAGAGAAAAAUUACCACUUAAAUACAGAAAAGAUGGACAUGGCAAUGCUCCGUAAUGUCCAAGGCCUUCAUGCACCCAUGAAACUCACCAUGGAACGGAAGUUUGCUAGCAAGAUUGGCCGUCUUCCUUUCCUCCCAAGUUCUAACUUACAACAUGAUGUGUUUACCGGAAGAUAUUUAGAUAUUGGUUUUGAAGACAUUCUUAACACUCCAGAAUUUUGUGAAGUCAAUGGGCAACCUCAUGCUGUAGUUGAGAGGUCCCUUGGUCUACUUUAA